This is a messenger RNA of Gossypium raimondii (Peruvian cotton), 1270 nucleotides long. Its product is annotated as peroxidase A2. The transcript has 4 exons. The record is from RefSeq and is a predicted model, not a curated record. Bases 74 to 1093 code for a protein of 339 amino acids. Gene Ontology annotation, biological process: response to oxidative stress; hydrogen peroxide catabolic process. Gene Ontology annotation, molecular function: heme binding; peroxidase activity. NCBI's taxonomy places the organism in Eukaryota, Viridiplantae, Streptophyta, Magnoliopsida, Malvales, Malvaceae.
AGUUUAGCAGUAUAUAUAAAGGCUAAAAGGAAGAUCUUAUGCAUUCACGGACUAAUAAACCUAUUUGAGGAAGAUGAAGUCAUCAACCACAAUGUUGCCUUCAAAUAUUGCAAAUUAUGCUUCCUUUUUCUUGUUAAUCAUUUCUAUAAUAUUAUUAAUUGUUGGAUCCAAAGCUCAAUUGAAUUCUACAUUUUACGAUAACACGUGCCCCAAUGCUUCCAGCAUCGUACGGGGAGUUAUUCAGCAGGCUUUACAAUCUGAUGUUCGGAUCGGUGCCAGCCUCAUUCGUCUCCAUUUCCAUGAUUGCUUUGUCAAUGGAUGUGAUGGUUCCAUCUUGUUAGACAACAGCGCCAACAUACAGAGCGAGAAAGAUGCAGCACCCAAUACCAACUCAACUCGAGGGUUUAACGUUGUUGAUAACAUCAAAACUGCUCUCGAGAAUUCUUGUCCUGGCAUUGUCUCUUGUGCUGACAUUCUGGCCCUCGCUGCUGAAGCUUCCGUCUCUCUGCAAGGGGGUCCUUCAUGGACAGUACUACUAGGGAGAAGGGACAGUUUGACAGCAAACCAAGCAGGAGCCAACUCCUCCAUCCCCACACCAUUUGAAAGCUUAACCAACAUCACUGCCAAGUUCACUGCAGUGGGGCUUAACACUAAUGAUCUUGUGGCAUUAUCUGGUGCGCACACAUUCGGACGAGCGCAGUGCAGAUUAUUCAGCAGCAGGCUAUACAAUUUCAGCGGAACAGGCAACCCUGACCCCACACUCAAUUCAUCCUACUUGACAACACUCCAGCAGAUAUGUCCUCAAUCAGGGAGCGGAUUCAAUGUGGCGAAUCUUGAUCCCACCACUCCCGAUACUUUCGAUAAUAAUUAUUUCACAAACCUUCAAAACAAUCAGGGCCUUCUUCAAUCUGACCAAGAGUUGUUUUCCACAAGUGGGGCUCCCACCAUCUCCAUUGUCAACACCUUCAGCAGUAACCAAACUGCCUUCUUCCAAAGCUUUGCUCAGUCAAUGAUAAAUAUGGGGAAUAUCAGCCCUUUAACAGGAAGCAAUGGAGAGAUCAGAUCAGAUUGUAAGAAAGUUAAUGGAAGUUAAUCAAGUUAUGUUUGUUUCCUUAUGAAUAUUAUCUCGCCCCCCAAAAAAAAAAAAAGUACUUGUCUAUAAAGAAUCAAAGUAAGUGUAAUAUUUACAAAAUAAUGGGAACCCGUCAUGUUUGUUUGUAGUCUGUGGAAGUUACUUUAAUCAAUUAUGUGCCAGUUUUAUGACUACUCA